Molecule: messenger RNA, 4379 nt
Organism: Pistacia vera
Lineage: Eukaryota; Viridiplantae; Streptophyta; Magnoliopsida; Sapindales; Anacardiaceae
Product: regulator of nonsense transcripts UPF2
Exons: 17
Coding region: 184-3798 (1204 amino acids)
Biological process (GO): nuclear-transcribed mRNA catabolic process, nonsense-mediated decay
Cellular component (GO): exon-exon junction complex; cytoplasm
Molecular function (GO): protein binding; RNA binding
Source: RefSeq, a predicted model, not a curated record
UCAUUCUCCGAUCACGUAAACCCUAAUCUCAUAAUCAGCGCCCACGCAUGCAAUUUUUUUUAAAAUAAUUCCACAGCGCUCAAAAACAAUUGUUUCAGAGAUUAUAAGCUUCAACGAAUCUACAUCGUCAUCGAUCGGCUUUGUCUCCAGUUUGAGUCUCUGUUUGGGAAUAUCAUUAGGAUCAUGGAUCACCACGAAGAUGAAUAUCGUGUUGCAGGUGAACAUCGUGACAAGCAAGGUGAUGAGGAAGCUGCUGCUCGCCUUGAGGAAAUUAAGAAAUCAAUUGAGGCAAAAAUGGCUCUUCGCCAAAGCAACUUGAAUCCUGAAAGGCCAGAUUCAGGAUUCCUCAGAACCCUGGACUCCAGCAUUAAGCGCAACACAGCCAUUAUUAAAAAAUUAAAGCAGAUAAAUGAGGAACAGCGAGAAGGGCUGAUGGAUGAGUUGAAAAGUAUCAAUCUUAGCAAAUUUGUUAGUGAAGCUGUGACAGCUAUUUCUGAUGCCAAGCUUAGAUCUUCAGAUAUACAAGCAGCAGCUCAGAUAUGCUCUUUGCUUCAUCAACGAUAUAAAGAUUUCUCGCCAAGCCUUAUUCAAGGGCUCUUGAAAGUUUUCUUUCCUGGAAAAUCUGGAGAUGACAUGGAUGCCGACAGGAACUUGAGGGCCAUGAAGAAGCGCAGCACUUUGAAACUCCUCUUGGAACUGUACUUUGUCGGAAUUAUAGAAGAUAACAGCAUUUUCAUUAAUAUCAUCAAAGAUCUUACUAGUGUAGAACACUUAAAAGACCGAGAUACCACACAGACAAAUUUGACACUCCUUGCUAGUUUUGCUCGCCAAGGAAGAAUUUUUUUAGGACUUCCACUCUCUGGUCAAGAAAUUUAUGAAGAGUUUUAUAAGGGCCUUAAUAUCACAGCAGACCAAAAGAAAGUAUUCAGGAAGGCAUUUAAUACAUAUUAUGAUGCUGUCCAAGAACUUCUUCAGUCUGAGCAUACUUCACUUCGCCAAAUGGAGCAUGAAAAUGCAAAAAUCUUAAAUGCUAAAGGAGAGCUCAGUGAAGAAAAUAUCUCUUCGUAUGAAAAGCUACGGAAAUCUUAUGACCAGUUGUACCGUAAUGUCUCCUCUCUAGCUGAAGCACUUGACAUGCAGCCUCCAGUCAUGCCAGAGGAUGUUCACACAACUAGAGUCGCUUCUGGAGAGGAUGCUUCUUCUCCUGCUUCUGGAAAAGAUCCUUCUGUACUUGAAGCUGUGUGGGAUGAUGAAGAUACUAGGGCUUUCUACGAGUGCUUACCAGAUCUCAGAGCAUUUGUUCCAGCAGUAUUACUGGGAGAAGCAGAGCCGAAAGUGAAUGAGCAAUCUGCCAAGACACAAGAGCUACCAACUGAACCAGCUACUGAAUCAGAACAAGGUCAAUUGGCUACUCAAGAUACUGCAGAGAUAUCUGCGGACUCUGGCCCUUUGCAGGAGGGAAAAACCAUUGAGAAGGGAAAGGAUAAGGAAGAAAAGGAUAAAGAGAAAGCUAAAGAUCCAGACAAGGAAAAAGGGAAAGAAAAAGAUCCAGACAAGGAGAAAGGGAAAGAAAAAGAUCCAGAUAGAAAAGGGGAAACCGAAAAGGAGAAACUUAAAUGCGUUGAAGGGACAAAUUUGGAUGCUUUAUUGCAGAGACUCCCUGGCUGUGUCAGCCGUGACCUUAUAGAUCAGUUGACUGUGGAGUUCUGUUAUUUAAACUCAAAAUCAAAUCGAAAAAGGCUUGUGAGGGCAUCGUUUAAUGUCCCCAGAACAUCUCUGGAGCUGUUGCCAUACUACUCACGCAUGGUUGCCACGCUGUCAACUUGUAUGAAGGAUGUCUCUACCAUGCUCUUACAGUUGUUGGAGGAAGAGUUCAACUUCUUGAUAAAUAAAAAGGAUCAAAUGAAUAUUGAAACAAAGAUCAGAAAUAUUAGGUUUAUUGGAGAACUGUGCAAGUUCAAAAUUGCACCAGCUGGCCUUGUUUUUAGUUGCCUGAAGGCUUGUUUAGAUGAUUUCACCCAUCAUAAUAUUGAUGUGGCUUGCAAUCUUCUUGAGACAUGUGGUCGCUUUCUGUAUCGGUCUCCUGAAACUACUGUACGGAUGGCCAACAUGCUGGAGAUAUUGAUGCGCUUGAAGAAUGUCAAAAAUUUGGAUCCUCGGCAUGCCACUCUUGUGGAAAAUGCUUACUACCUGUGCAAACCGCCUGAAAGAUCUGCACGAGUCUCUAAAGUUCGUCCACCAUUGCAUCAGUAUAUCAGGAAGUUAUUAUUUUCAGAUCUUGAUAAGUCUUCCAUUGAGCAUGUUCUGAGGCAACUUCGUAAAUUACCAUGGAGUGAUUGUGAGUCGUACCUUUUGAAGUGCUUUAUGAAGGUUCAUAAAGGAAAGUAUGGUCAGAUUCAUUUGAUUGCUUCUCUCACGGCUGGUUUGAGUCGCUAUCAUGAUGAAUUUGCUGUAGCUGUUGUUGAUGAGGUUUUGGAGGAGAUUAGGCUUGGGCUAGAAUUGAAUGAAUAUGGAAUGCAGCAGAGACGCAUUGCUCAUAUGAGGUUUUUAGGGGAGCUAUACAACUAUGAACACGUGGACUCAUCUGUUGUUUUUGAUACACUUUAUUUGGUUCUUGUCUUCGGUCAUGGCACACCGGAGCAAGAUGUGCUGGAUCCACCAGAAGAUUGUUUCCGCAUCAGGAUGGUUAUCACUCUUUUGGAGACUUGUGGGCAUUAUUUUGACCGAGGCUCUUCUAAAAGGAAACUUGAUCGGUUCUUGAUACACUUCCAGAGGUAUAUUCUCAGCAAGGGUGUGCUUCCGCUGGAUGUUGAAUUUGAUUUGCAGGAUUUAUUUGCGGAAUUGCGUCCCAACAUGACACGAUACUCUUCCAUUGAAGAAGUUAAUGCAGCUCUUGUAGAACUAGAGGAGCAUGAACGUACUGUAUCAACUGAAAAAGCUAGUAGUGAGAAGCAUUCUGACGCUGAAAAGCCUUCAAGCCGGAGUGCUGCCAAUGCCAGCUCUGCUAACGGACAAAAUACUGUGUGCAGUGCUGAAGAAAAUGGUAGAUUGCACGAGGACACUGGUGACAGUGACAGUGAUUCUGGGAGUGGCACCAUUGACCCAGACGGGCAUGAAGAAGAUGAGUUGGACGAAGAGAAUCGUGAUGAAGAAGGUGACAAUGAGGAGGAAGAGCAUGAUGAGGGUGGUGGUCCUGCUUCUGAUGAGGAUGAUGAAGUUCAUUUUAGACAGAAGCAGGCAGAGGUCGAUCCUGAGGAAAUAGCGAAUUUUGAGCUGGAGCUUAGGGCUGUCGUUCAGGAGAGCAUGGAGCAGCGCAAGCAAGAGCUACGAGGCCGACCUACUUUAAAUAUGAUGAUACCAAUGAAUGUGUUUGAAGGGUCCUCCAAGGAUCAUCAUGGUAGAACAGUUGGAGGGGAAAGUGGUGAUGAGGCAUUGGAUGAGGACCCUGGAGAAGGCAAGGAGGUUCAGGUUAAAGUUCUUGUGAAGCGUGGGAACAAGCAACAAACAAAACAAAUGUACAUUCCUCGGGAUUGUUCACUUGUGCAGAGCACGAAACAGAAAGAAGCUGCAGAGUUGGAAGAGAAACAAGACAUCAAGAGACUGGUCUUGGAAUACAAUGAUAGGGAAGAGGAUAACAAUGGACUGGGGACCCAAACAUUGAAUUCUAAUUGGAUACCAAGCGGCAGAAUUUCCACCCGUGGCAGCACAUGGGAAGGAACCACCAGGAGAACUGGUGGAUCACGCCACGGGUAUCACCAUUAUUCUGGGAGUGGAACCUAUCACGGCAGGAGAAAGUGAAGUUGUUUACUGAAACGAGAAAGUGUGAGUAUUCUGACUUACAGGCAACACCUUAGAUAGAACGUGGAAUCUAUAACAAGUGGGAAAAAUACUCUGAUCUGGGAAGAAAUUAGAAUGACAACAUCUUUAUCAGGAGCUUGCUGUCGAACGAUAAAUUUUUGUCUCAUCGAGUGAGUUAGAUGAUGAAGAGAUUUUACUCAAAACUGCAUUUUAUUUUCCCAACCUGACGGCCGAGAGCCCUGCCCUCAAAGCUUGAGGAUUACUGAUUACUGUUUACCUUAAUGUAUUGGCAAGGUAAACAUAUCUGAUUUCUUGUCAUGUUAGGAGCUAUUUAGUGUGGGAGCAAAAUGAGUAUAUACGAAGGUUGCAACGUAUGAUUGUUGGAGUGGUGAUUUGCAAAUAUGACUAUUCAUGUGCUCUGUAAUUAGAUUAUAGGCGUCUAAACUAAUCAGUAUUUUGCUGUAUUCUGGUGUAUAUGUUUUAACACAAAGAAAUGGGCUUGAUAAAGAAAUUCACUUGUGGCUUAAGUUAAAAUAUACUACGUUUUUGGCUUAUUUCAUGUACGGGUUUGAUCAAAAUAA